AUGACGGUUUCUAAAUAUUCAUAUAUUACGAUAUUCGUCGUUUUCUCGAUCAACUUCUUUCCCGGUCUUUGUUUCACGACAUUCGUGUUUGGAGACUCGCUCGUUGACGCGGGGAACAACGAUUAUAUUUUCACUCUUUCCAAAGCUGAUUCGCCACCGUAUGGUAUCGAUUUCAAGCCCUCCGGUGGCCAACCCACGGGAAGGUUCACUAACGGUCGAACUAUUUCAGAUAUUAUCGGAGAAUAUCUCGGAGCGGAAUCAUUUCCGCCACCGUUUCUAGCUCCAAAUACAGAAUCCGACACAAUAUUUACAGGAAUAAACUAUGCUUCUGGAGCUGCUGGCAUCUUGGAUGAAACUGGGUUCUUAUUUUUGGGGAGGAUUCCACUAAGGGAGCAAGUGAAGCAUUUUAAGGAGAGCAGAGAUUACAUAGUGAAAGUAAAGGGAGAGAAUGAAACAAUGAAGCUUUUGAAGGAAGCAAUUUUCUCUUUAACAUUUGGAUCUAAUGAUAUCAUCAACUAUUUCCAACCCUCCAUUCCAUUUUUCGGAUCAAACAAGGUAGCCCCGAGCGAUUACUUGGAUUAUAUGAUCUCCAAUUUAACGAUACACCUUAAGGAACUGCACGAGCUGGGAGCGCGGAAGUUCGUGGUGGUUGGAGUUGGUCCCCUUGGAUGCAUUCCAUUUGUAAGGGCAGUGCAGUUUGUAAGAGGUGAGAAAUGCUCUGAAGAAGUGAAUGAAGUGAUUGAAGCUUACAAUGUUAGGCUAAGUGGAUUGGUGGGUGAAUUGAAUCAAGAGUUUGGUCCCAAAACCAUGUUUGUCUAUGCCAAUUCCUAUGCUGUCUUCAUGAAGAUUAUUGUCAAUUAUCGACAAUAUGGGUUUGUGAAUGCAAAGCAGCCAUGCUGUGGUGCAUACUUUCCUCCCUUCAUAUGCUACAACAAGGGCCAAAGCCAAGACCAAAACAGAUCAUCAAGUUCUUUUUUGUGUGAUGAUCGAUCAAAAUAUGUGUUUUGGGAUGCUUAUCAUCCAACCGAAGCUGCUAAUAUCAUCAUUGCUAAAGAGCUUCUUGAUGGAGAUGAAACGAUUAGCACUCCUAUCAACAUUCGUCAGCUCCACGCCUAUCGCUUCUAAUGACGGUUUGAAUUGUGUUCGUGUUGGCCCGGUAACAUAUUA
Molecule: messenger RNA, 1167 nt
Organism: Cucurbita moschata (crookneck pumpkin)
Lineage: Eukaryota; Viridiplantae; Streptophyta; Magnoliopsida; Cucurbitales; Cucurbitaceae
Product: GDSL esterase/lipase At5g41890
Exons: 5
Coding region: 1-1125 (374 amino acids)
Molecular function (GO): hydrolase activity, acting on ester bonds
Source: RefSeq, a predicted model, not a curated record